AUGAAGUUGAUUGCUUACGGGUUCAUACUACAUCCCGGAUCAUAUUUACGUAAUGGAUGGAAUAUUCUUGAUUUUACCAUUGUUGUCAUAGGCAUGAUAUCUACAGCUUUAUCCAAUCUAAUGAAAGAAGGAUUUGAUGUAAAAGCACUUCGUGCGUUUCGAGUUCUUCGACCAUUGCGCUUAGUGUCCGGAGUCCCCAGUUUGCAAGUUGUUCUGAAUUCGAUCUUACGUGCCAUGGUGCCUUUGCUACACAUAGCCCUAUUGGUGUUAUUUGUGAUAAUCAUCUACGCUAUUAUUGGACUCGAAUUAUUCUCGGGAAAAUUACACAAGUCUUGUGAAAUUAUGGAUGACCCUCAUCCAUGUGGGGAAGAUGGUUUUCAUUGUGAUACCAUAUCUCCGGAAAUGGUAUGCAGAUACUACUGGGAAGGUCCUAAUUUCGGCAUCACCAAUUUUGACAACUUUGGCCUAUCGAUGUUAACAGUCUUUCAGUGCGUUACACUGGAGGGAUGGACCGAUAUGCUUUACUAUAUUGAGGAUGCUAUGGGUAGCAGUUGGCAAUGGGUGUAUUUUAUUUCGAUGGUUAUUCUUGGGGCUUUUUUCGUAAUGAAUCUAAUUCUUGGUGUGUUGAGCGGUGAAUUUUCCAAAGAGCGCACAAAAGCAAAAAAUCGUGGAGAUUUCCAGAAACUUCGUGAGAAGCAACAGAUAGAGGAAGAUCUUCGUGGUUAUCUAGAUUGGAUUACGCAAGCCGAAGAUAUUGAUCCAGAUAAUGAUGCAAGUGGAAUGCAAGAAGGAAAGAUGAAAAAUACGAUUGAGUUGGAUUCGUCCGAUAAUAUUGGUGAUGAUGGUGAAGUACAGCAUGAAUCAUGGUUUGCUAGAAGGCGUAAAUCAAUCGAUCGUGUAAAUCGACGUUUGCGAAGGGCUUGUCGCAAGGCUGUUAAAUCACAAGCUUUUUAUUGGCUCAUUAUUAUAUUGGUUUUUCUAAACACUGGUGUACUAGCUACUGAACAUUACCGACAGCCACCUUGGUUGGAUGAUUUUCAAGAGUAUACGAACAUGUUUUUCGUGGCUUUAUUUACGAUGGAAAUGCUUUUAAAAAUGUACAGUUUAGGCUUUCAAGGCUAUUUUGUAUCCCUUUUCAACCGGUUUGACUGUUUUGUUGUGAUUGGAAGCAUAGGUGAAAUGAUACUAACCAGCACCCAAAUUAUGCCUCCCUUGGGAGUGUCCGUCCUGCGAUGUGUCCGAUUACUGCGUGUGUUCAAAGUAACUAAGUAUUGGCAAUCGCUCUCGAAUUUAGUGGCUUCCCUAUUAAACUCCAUUCAAUCGAUUGCAUCACUUUUGUUGCUGCUAUUCUUGUUUAUUGUUAUUUUCGCGUUACUUGGUAUGCAAGUUUUUGGAGGAAAGUUCAAUUUUAAUAGCUCAGUCGAUAAGCCCCGAUCGAACUUUGAUAGUUUCGUUCAGAGUUUGUUAACAGUAUUUCAGAUUCUAACGGGUGAAGAUUGGAACACUGUUAUGUAUGAUGGAAUACAAGCGUAUGGAGGAGUGGCUUCGAUGGGGAUUAUUGCAAGCAUUUACUUUAUAAUUUUAUUCAUUUGUGGAAACUAUAUUUUACUGAAUGUUUUCUUAGCCAUUGCUGUUGAUAACUUGGCGGACGCAGAUUCGUUGACUACUGUUGAAAAGGAUGAAGGUGAAAACGCUGAUGGGGAGGAGGAAAAAAUAUCUCAUGAGCCAACACCAACAGAACAUGGAGACGAUGGGUUUAUGGAACACGAAAAAGACAAUUUAGAUUCCGACAAUGAUCCUAUGAAUAU
Anopheles nili is the source of this 1808-nucleotide messenger RNA. RefSeq names its product muscle calcium channel subunit alpha-1-like. NCBI's taxonomy places the organism in Eukaryota, Metazoa, Arthropoda, Insecta, Diptera, Culicidae. Gene Ontology annotation, cellular component: voltage-gated calcium channel complex; membrane. Gene Ontology annotation, molecular function: high voltage-gated calcium channel activity. The annotation marks the transcript as partial. The record is from RefSeq and is a predicted model, not a curated record. The transcript is spliced from 9 exons. Gene Ontology annotation, biological process: calcium ion import across plasma membrane.